AUGGGUCUGUUUAAGAAAUCCGAUGGCGACGACGACUCCAGCCGCCGAGCACUCUUCGGCUCGCGCAAGAAGGACAAGAGCCCAACUCCCCCUACCAACCCUUACGCCCAACCAAUUCCAGUAGACCCCUACACAAAAGCCAAGAUUGGCGCCGGUGUCGCCCCCUUACCUGCCGACCACCCCGCCGCCAACGGAGGCCCCGCGUCGAACAGCCCGCAUAACAUCCCCUCCGACAACAAGUACUCUUCCGGGUACACCGCCAACCGCUUCGGCAACCAGGGCGGCUAUGGCAGUGACCGAUUCGGCUCAAACAGCGCAGGCGCUGGCAGUUCGGCCUCGGGAUCGAACUCGCGGUAUGGAAACGGUGGCUACGGCGGUCUGGGCAGUUCGGAUCCCAAUGACCCCGCGGCUGCGGAUGCAGCUCGCAGCGAAUUGUUCGGAGGCGUUAAGAACCGCACCCCGGAGAAUGGACCCGGCAAUGCGCCCCCGCCUUACUCUGAAGGUCAGGGCCCGGCGAAUAACUACGGUGGCGGGAGCAACGAGUACAGCAUGGCGACCUUCCAGGACCGCCAGCUGACCGCGGAGGAAGAGGAGGAGGAAGAGAUCCAGGGCGUGAAGCAGGAGAUGCGGUUUGUCAAGCAGGGUGAUGUGGCGUCUACGCGGAAUGCACUCCGUGCCGCUGCACAGGCUGAAGAGACCGGUCGCGCCACAUUGGCCCGUCUAGGUGCCCAGGGCGAGUCGAUCCACGAUACCGAAAAGAAUCUGGACAUGGCGACCAUCGAGGGCCGCAUUGCCCAAGAAAAAGCCAGGGAACUCAAGACGCUCAACAAGAGCAUGUUCGCCGUGCAUGUAGCGAACCCAUUUACCGCCUCCCGGCGUCGGCGCGAGCGUGAUGAGAAAGUUCUCAACACACACCGCGAGGAGCGUGAUAUCCGUGACGGCACACGGUCCGAGGCGCACUCCACCAACCAGCGUAUGGACCGGGUGUUCCGUGAUAUCGAGCGCGAUGCGAGCAAGCAGGGCAAGGGCAAGAAGGCCAGUGUUACCGAGCGUGCCAAGUACCAGUUCGAGGCGGAUAGCGAGGAUGAGGCGUUGGAGGAUGAGAUUGAACAGAACCUGGAUCUGCUCGGUGGCGCCACUGGCCGUCUGAACGGUCUUGCCAAGGCUACUGGCAAGGAGUUGGACGAGCAGAACAGACAUCUGGAGCGUAUCAUGGGCAAGAGCGAUUUCGUCGACGAUCAGAUCGCCAUGAACCGGGCGAAGUUGGACCGUAUUCACUAA
This is a messenger RNA of Penicillium arizonense, 1281 nucleotides long. Its product is annotated as putative plasma membrane SNARE protein (Sec9). NCBI's taxonomy places the organism in Eukaryota, Fungi, Ascomycota, Eurotiomycetes, Eurotiales, Aspergillaceae. Gene Ontology annotation, molecular function: syntaxin binding; SNAP receptor activity. Gene Ontology annotation, cellular component: plasma membrane; SNARE complex. Bases 1 to 1281 code for a protein of 426 amino acids. Gene Ontology annotation, biological process: vesicle fusion; exocytosis. The transcript is spliced from 2 exons. The record is from RefSeq and is a predicted model, not a curated record.